CCUCUUUUUCUGUCGUUCUAUCAUUGUCACUGUCGUAAAAGAAGCAUGUCUUCAAUUUUAAGAACUUCAAAAUUUGUUAGAUACAUUGCUGGCUUCGCAAGAAGUAUUGUUGUGAAUACUCCCAGAGAAUUCGAUGGCAAUUUUGUUAACAAUUCACAAUGCGUUUGUGGAGUUUUAUCGAGCAAUUUUGCGACACAAUCUACUUUAGUAGACCAUAACUUAGAAAGUAGUUUAAGAAGAAUCGAUCAUGAUGUUAGAAGAUCGGGCAGAAUUUCGAGAAGAGACAUUGAAGAUGUCUUGGAAGAAAUUCGAUUAGCGAGGUCAGCUACCAGUUCGCAAUCACUGUUGAUGAUAAGAUGUUGCGGUAACUUGGUUCCCGAAGAGUUGCCCGACACGAGAACAAAAUUGGUUCAGGAGAUAUGGAACACCCUCAAGAAACUUGGUGUCCCGAUGGAUGUUUCACAUUACAAUGCUCUCCUCAGAGUAUACUUAGAGAACGAACAUCCUUUUUCCCCUACAGACUUUUUGAGCGAACUGGAAAGCAACGGCAUAGAACCUAAUAGAGUCACUUAUCAAAGGCUAAUCGCUCGUUACUGUCAAGAUGGUGAUAUUGAAGGGGCUACCAAAAUACUGGAAUAUAUGAGAGAGAAACAGAUGUCUGUUAACGAGAAUGUUUUCAAUGCUCUGAUCGUUGGACAUUCCAAAUCAGGGUAA
This is a messenger RNA of Leptinotarsa decemlineata (Colorado potato beetle), 714 nucleotides long. It is a transcript of the gene bsf, whose product is annotated as bicoid stability factor. Gene Ontology annotation, cellular component: nucleus; mitochondrion. The record is from RefSeq and is a predicted model, not a curated record. Gene Ontology annotation, biological process: regulation of mitochondrial translation. Gene Ontology annotation, molecular function: protein binding; mRNA 3'-UTR binding. NCBI's taxonomy places the organism in Eukaryota, Metazoa, Arthropoda, Insecta, Coleoptera, Chrysomelidae.